UUGGAAGAACCUCACUCUUGAUUACGUGCACCUGCCAAUCUGGAACGUUUGUCAUGGAGUUUGGUUGUCCUGAAGGUCGGUGGAUCUCUAAACUUUGACGGACGCAUGAAGUAUGGCAGCGCUGACUCAAGAGAUCUGUGCAAGAUGUUUAAACGGAGUGAUAUUACUUCUUAUACUUAACGGUGUGCUACCCAUAUCACUCCAACCAAUUUCAAAUGAGCCACCAAUACCGAUUGAUCCCACUGCUCACGGGAGUAUUCUGAGCCCCUUGUUGAAGGCAUUGUCGGAGAAUGAGCCAUUGCCUGAUUUAUCGCCAAGAGCAAGACCUGACUCAAGGUAUGUCAGGUACAUGAAAAGGCUGUACAAAAUGUCGUCCAAAUCGGAGAGAAGUCAUGAGGCGAGUCAUCUGUAUAACACGGUGCGAUUGAUCACACCUCGAGAUGAAUGCCUGGAGCUAAAUGAAGAGAGUUUCAUGCAGGAUCUCUCCUACAGUUUAAAUCGAGUGAGAUCUCAGGAGCAGCUUCUCAAGUCCGUCCUGUUGUACUCCUUUGACCAGGACAAAGUUGCAUCCUUCACUGCGCUCUGUUACUUGGACAUCGAAGAACACCACCCCUCGGUCCAGCAGUGCUGCCCCAGCAGCCGCUUCUCCGUAGCAUUCCCGGUUCACAUGGAGAGACGAGGUCGCCUCAAGUGGGUGGAAGUGAACGUGACCUCCUUUCUGCAUCCUCUCUUCAGCUCGCACAACAGGGACAUCCACCUACUUAUCAACCUCACCUGCGUGGAAGACAGCGGGCCCUGGUAUGACCCCAGAGGCCCUGUGGAGCUCACCUUGAGGUCACCUUCACUCCUGCUCUACCUCAAUGACACCAGCGAACUGGCUUACCAGAGGUGGCCCCCAUCACCCAUGUCUGGUCGGCUGAGGGGCCCCACUUUCAACCACCAAAUGGGCUUCAGUUCAGAGAGGAGGAUUUGGCGAAAGAGACGGAAUGUCUCCAAAGGCAAAGUGCCCAAGCCGACGCCUGAGCCCGGAAUAUCCAUGCUCCUCCCCAAACACGACUUGCUGAUGGACGACUGUGAGCUGUACGACUUCAGGGUGAGUUUCAGCCAGCUCAAGCUGGACCACUGGAUCAUCGCUCCACACAAGUACAAUCCAAGGUACUGCAAGGGCAUUUGUCCACGGGCACUCGGGUACAUGUAUGGGUCCCCUGUGCACACCAUGGUGCAGAACAUAAUUUACGAGAAGCUAGAUUCUCCUGUUCCCAGGCCUUCUUGCGUCCCCUCAGAAUACAACCCCCUUAGCGUUUUGACCGUUGAAAAUGAUGGAUCUAUUGCGUACAAGGAGUAUGAGGAGAUGAUUGCAACGAGGUGCACCUGUCGCUAAACUCUAGCAUUGGAUAGGGGUGUUUCAUUAAGCAUUUUGGCAUCUGGUUUACUGUCUAAAUCCAAUGGCAUAAGAUGUUUGGGUCAGCCGAGCCAAGUCCCUGUGCAACUAAUUAUAACUUUGUGGAAACUCAUUAUAUUUUUCAUACAAAUGCUCAAUCUUAUAAUGCACUGAAGAGUUGACUGGGGCAAUGCCACCGCUUGUCACUGAAAUAAUUCAGAGGAGAUGAAAUCAUUGGCUUUGUUUUGUUUUGUUCCUGUAAAAAUAAGAUUAUUUGCAUUCCUCCACCACUAUGUUUGUACGUGUAAUUUAAUGUGAUACUGUGUGUCACAAGAUUUUUUGUUAACCUUAAUCGCCAUUAAUAUAAUUUUAUGUUUCUUUUUGUUAAUUUAUUUCUGUUGGUACUUCUGUCUGAAUAUCUCUGUUGUCUUGGUGAAAUUUUAGAAAAUCUGGGCAGAUGAAGCAGUGUAAUCUAAUGCCCCUAUGCCGACUCUUUUACACUGGUCAAUUUUAUAACCGUGGUUUGUGAAUAAUGAUCUCAUGUACUACCUCCUUCUUCAUAUGGUCCACUUAAUAAGUUGUCUUUCUGGACAACUUCAUAGACAAUCUGUUAAUUGUUGUCAAGGAAAUUACUAAAUGCCUAAUGGUUGUAUAUUAAAUCUCUAACUAAAAGCAUUUGACAUGACUUAUCAAUGUAAGUUAACUCACUGUUAUUGUUUGUAUUACUGAUUUCACAAAAAAGGAAUAUUUUUGGAUAUUCAUGUUAAAAAAAAAAAAGUUCAAUAAAAAAGGCAAGCUUGUCCCAUCAGGAAUGAAAAGUUUGUUUGGACAAAAUAAUCAAGUCUAUUUGAUAUUUGCUAUAAACAUUGUCCCAUUUUAUUCCCUCUGUGUACCUCUAAGAACUCCUGAAACCAGUAUAAUUUUCAACAUGAUGUUCAUAAGAGCGUUGCGUUGAUUCUGCCGAUGCAUGUCUUUUGAAAGCAUGACUAACACUAA
This is a messenger RNA of Clupea harengus (Atlantic herring), 2377 nucleotides long. It is a transcript of the gene gdf9, whose product is annotated as growth differentiation factor 9. Gene Ontology annotation, cellular component: extracellular region. The record is from RefSeq and is a predicted model, not a curated record. NCBI's taxonomy places the organism in Eukaryota, Metazoa, Chordata, Actinopteri, Clupeiformes, Clupeidae. Gene Ontology annotation, molecular function: growth factor activity; cytokine activity.